UUUGUUAGUAUUCAUACUUCCUACAUAUUUAGAACCAAACGGCUUCAAGGUCAAACCGGUUCUGUGAGUUCACUGUGCGCUUCGAGGAUCAAAAGAAUUCGUUGGUACCGUUUUUGAUUUAUUUAAAGAUUUCCUUUGUCAAUCCUCAGAUGUUAUGAGAAUGAAAUCUGAAAUGUACGAACUUGCAUUGCUUGAUAUCUGUCGACAGUAGUAGUCAUUGAAGGGGAGAAUUGAAAUAGAAGAAAAUGCUUGGUGGGUUGUAUGGGGACCUUCCUCCUCCUUCGUCGGCACCCUCAGUCGAUGAGGAGAAAAGCAGCAACUCCGCUGUGUGGUCAAGCAGCACCAAAAUGGCACCGCCAACACUGCGGAAGCCGACAUCUCUCUUCACUCCGCCUCAUUCUGUCCUGAAAAGCCAGCAGUCACUAAACAAACCCAAAGCCAUAAAUUCAUCUCAGACAAGGAACGUAAAUUCAUCUAUCACUUCAUUGGCUUCGUCUGUUGAUGGGAUGAAAAGCCCAUCGUUUCAACCCGCCCUUGUUGGAGUCACAUCCACAGUCAUUGAAGAGUACGACCCUUCAAGGCCUAAUGAUUAUGAGGAGUACAAAAGGGAGAGGAAGAGGCGUGCCAAGGAGGCUGAGAUGAAGAGGGAGCUAGAAAGAAGGCGGAAGGAAGAGGAAGAGAAAGAACGGGAGCGAGAGCAGAGAGAACGAGAGGCAUUGGAAAGGGAAAGGGAGAAGGAUUACAGUGAAUCAAGAGCUUCGUCGUUGAAUAUUUCUGGAGAAGAAGCAUGGAAACGGCGGGCAGCAUUGAGUGGGAGUUUAGGAGGCUCUGCACCAAGGUCACCUUCUCCCCCACCAAAUGUAGAUGGUUUUAGCAUUGGGAAGUCAGGAGCGGGGUUAGGCGUUGGUGCUGGUGGGCAGAUGACUGCAGCCCAAAGAAUGAUGGCUAAAAUGGGUUGGAAGGAAGGGCAGGGGCUUGGGAAGCUGGAACAGGGGAUUACUAUUCCUUUGAUGGCCAAAAAGACAGAUAAACGGGCUGGGGUGAUAGUGAAUGCAAGCGAAUCUAAAUCAGAGAAGAAGACCAAGAGUGUGAACUUCAAUGGCAUACCAACUCGUGUUAUGCUUCUUCGGAACAUGGUGGGACCCGGAGAGGUAGACGACGAAUUAGAAGACGAGGUUGCAUCAGAAUGUGCCAAGUAUGGAACAGUGUCCAAAUGCCUAAUAUUUGAGAUCACGGAGCCCAAUUUCCCGGCAGAGGAGGCAGUCAGGAUGUUUGUACAAUUCGAGAGACCAGAGGAGACGACAAAAGCACUCGUUGAUCUUGAUGGUCGGUUUUUCGGAGGGAGGGUGGUUCAUGCCUCAUUCUAUGAUGAGGAGAAGUUUGGAAGAAACGAGCUAGCUCCAAUGCCAGGGGAGAUCCCUGGUUAUCCUUGACUGAUGUGCAAAGAACAAUGAAGAUGGAAUGUAAGCCAUCAUCUGUCUCUCCAGGAGGUAGGGAAACUGCUAUUGGGUUUUGGCUUCACUGAUAUCGGGAGAGCUAAUCAAACUGUAAUUUUGUAUGGGAAGAAGUUGAAAACAUGACCUUAAAUGCUUGUUCCAUUUUCACUACCCAAUUGAGCUAGUUUACACUGAUUCUAGAAUGAAACAGUAAGUUUUAGUUGGUCAA
Messenger RNA from Macadamia integrifolia, 1665 nucleotides. RefSeq names its product DNA-damage-repair/toleration protein DRT111, chloroplastic-like. The coding region runs from base 246 to 1433 and encodes 395 amino acids. The record is from RefSeq and is a predicted model, not a curated record. Lineage: Eukaryota; Viridiplantae; Streptophyta; Magnoliopsida; Proteales; Proteaceae. Gene Ontology annotation, biological process: mRNA cis splicing, via spliceosome. Gene Ontology annotation, molecular function: RNA binding. The transcript has 3 exons. Gene Ontology annotation, cellular component: precatalytic spliceosome.